This is a messenger RNA of Trametes versicolor FP-101664 SS1, 1128 nucleotides long. RefSeq lists its product as uncharacterized. NCBI's taxonomy places the organism in Eukaryota, Fungi, Basidiomycota, Agaricomycetes, Polyporales, Polyporaceae. The transcript is spliced from 4 exons. Bases 420 to 1052 code for a protein of 210 amino acids. The record is from RefSeq and is a predicted model, not a curated record.
GUAAACGUAUUCUGUGGCAAAGAGGACUAACUUGGAGCAAACAUACUCCGAAUUUGACGCACCGGACGGGGCGCUCGCCGCUCACUUUCGCUUGCAGUGACCCUGCCGCCGUGUCGCAUCUGCAACGGCUCCGCCUGCGUGGAAUCGCGAUUGCAUCCUGUGGUGCUUGAGUGACUUGAUGAAGGACAGAUGCGAGUGUCUUCGCAAUUUCUCGAAUGCGCUCGCCGCUUUCUGCUCGCGUGCUCUUUUCGUUCUUUACUCCCUCCUUCUCUGUUCGACGAGUUCUGCCCGGCUCAUACGCCCCUUCUGCGUGGUCUGUGGGCUGUGGGUCUCGGUAGGUCUCCUGCAUCGUUCAGCCCGCGAUCGCCUCUUGCCUGCGGCUGCUCUCUGAUCUUGUCCCUUCUAAGUAGUACAGCAGCAUGACUCGCCAGCGCCCCGCAAAGUCCACUUUCCAUGCGCUUGGAGACACCGCCCGCGGCGCGUACGCACGAAAGGAGAUGCAGAUGCGAAGCGAGGUGCGAAAAGGGCUGAAGCAGAAACUAGUGAGACGUGUUGGCGACGUGGACCCCAAGGUGUCGAUGCAUUGGACCGUGAGCGGCCUCUGCAACAACAUCUACCUUCGCCACCGCCUCAAACUGGUCGGGUGGCCGAAGGGGAUCGUUUUCGGCGACUUGAGCAAGACGGUCACCGGGCUGGACCGGAUCUCGAUACUCGUCCAGGCGCUACGGAGCGGGGACCUCACGUUCGAGCCUAUCUCGCAGGCCGAGUAUGAUGCUGCUAAGCAGAACCCGCUGCUCGCGGCGCCCACUCACCUGAACUGUGGCCUGCGGCCGCACCCGAGCCGCGACGACAUCGGGAGGCGGCGAGGGAGCAGCAAGGUCGACCCGGCAAUCUACCCGCCUCGACAUGUGCGAGAUGGGCCGAGGUCGUCGAAGGUGGUGUCGGACGAAGCAGAGGCGAGGGCAGAAGGGCCGGAGGAGCCUCACGAGUUGUUCAAGGGCGGGCAGCUGUACGCGGGGCCGCGUCCUGGCCGGUUGCAGAUCUUGAACUGACGGCGAUGGGGUGUUCACACAGACCAGCAAAUGUUCUACUAUACAUUAGACAGUUGUAAUACGACGUCCCAGAGCG